ACUUCAACACGCUCCACGAUGUCGAGGGCCUUGAGUACAGCUCAGGUCAUCGGCCUGGGUGAAUAUCUUAACCCCGAAUUUGAUCCCGCUACUCUUACAGUAUCUCAACUUCUUGGUGUUCUUGGAUAUCACAACAUAAGAUUUCCGACUCCUUACACCAAGCCAAAAUUAGUGCAGCUUUUCCUUGAUGAAAUUAGGCCAAAGGCAGCCAAAUUCAAGAAGGACAGGCUGAAGAACGAAAAUAGUGUCGCCAGCGACAAUGGAAUAACCGAUGGCAUGACAGGAAAACCCCUCAGCGGUGCCACUCAGCCAAGACGAUCUUCCAGGAGGGUUUCUCGUGCACCGUCGGAUGAUGAUGAACCGCCGCCUCGACCAGAUCCGCCGAAGCGCCGUCGUUCGUCUGCACAACCCAGCCUCGGUGGCGCACAUAAAACUAUUGCUCGUGCCGCCGUGCAGCCCGCAGUUAUUGAGGAAAGUGAACCCGAGGACGAGAAAGAAGAUCCUCCUUUGCGUAAGGUGGGCAGGAACAAGAAGAGUUCUCAAGCCGCCGGUUCGCAAGCGCGCAGAAUCUCGCUUGCAGAUGACAGCGGAUGGGAGGAUAAUAACAUCUUCCAGUCUGGUGGUGAAUCAUCUUCGCCUGCUCGGCCGUCUCCUGUGCGUCCGCAAAGCGCUCGCAAAGGUAUUUCAAUUCGGAAAUCACGCCACUCGAUGUCAGCACCUCCUCAAACAUCUCCGUCUUUAUCUCCUCCGAAAGCGCCUUUCUCAGGAGAUCUACAGCGCUCGCCUCCGCAGUCAAAGUUUGAACCAGAAUUACCUCCUAUGAUAUCACGACAGCCCCGAAUCUCAACCCCGUCUGAGAAGAUUCGUUUCAGUCCCAUCGAACAUCGGGCUAGACCGUCUCCCUCGCCUCAAUUGAUAAGCAAGGUUAAUGCCCGUGGUCUAGAGUUUGAUGAUGCCACGGGCGUUUUUGAUGACCAGACACCUGAUGGAAGCCAGAGCGACGAUUUCGGGGAACCUGAUUCGCUAGAGGUUGCCGUACCCAAUCGUGUGGCUGAUGGUGACCAAUUGAUUCGCCGGCGUCCAGCCCCCCCGCUGCAACGAUCUAGGUCCCGCUUCAUGACAUUCCUCUACCUAAUCAUGAUGGUCGUCGCAUCAUACUUGGUGACGCAGUACAAAGAUGAAUCAUCCGCCAUUGGUUAUUGCGAUACUGGCAGCGACACGAAUCAGGCUUUACGGGACCUUGAAGCGCAGCGGGAGGCAGUCCGAGCUGGUGACAAAGACAAUAGGACUAUUAUUCAUCUCCCGUCGGUCAUUUCAGAUACGGGGUUGUUCGAGGAUGGAAUUUUCUUUCCACCGUUCAUUCCAGCCUUGCAACCUUCGACAUGUACUCCUUGUCCAGAAUUUGCUUCCUGCACGCGACACUCGGUGGUAUGUAACCCUAGUUAUGUCCUCCAACCACACCCUAUUCUUGGCAUCUUAUCACCUUUCGGCACCGUAACCCCUCUCGUGGAAAGCAUAUGGAGCUUGAUUGGUUACGUUACCAACGGCUUACCAGGUUUGGGCCCUGUUGCGUUUCCCCCACGUUGCAGCGAAGAUCCGAAACGAAAAAGGAAUAUAGGCGCCUUGGGUAAGGCCAUAGAAGCGCUUCUCGGCCAGGAACGAGGGAGACGCGUGUGCAUCGGGGAAAAACAAGGUCGAGAGAUCGUCAAGGAUAAUGAAGGGGGCGAGGCCAAGAAAUGGGGUCUAGAAGUCGAAAUUCUGAGGAACACAAUGAAGCGCAAAACAGCUCCGCAACUUCUCGCCACUUUUGAUGACACGUUCAAUGAAGCCAUACAACAGCUAGUCCAAUGGGGUUCCGUAAUUUUUGGGGAGGACAACGUUGGUAAUCGUUAUUUAGCUCACAAGACGCCACACUUGACUUGGAACUGUCAACUUACUGUCAAGUCUCGGGACCUAUGGGAGCAGUGGCGAGCAUCUGUGUAUGCAUCCAUUGCAUGCGUGGGCGCGUUCUAUUUCAUAAAGCGGUCCCGUGCGCACCGCCAAAUCGAGGGAAGACGUGUGGCAGAAUUAGUGCAAAUCGCACUUGAUACUUUGCGUAAUCAAGAGCUUGCGCACCAUACGGAUCCAGUGACGGCACCACACCCAUAUUUGUCUUCUUUGCAGCUUCGUGAUCUCAUCUUACAGGAUGAACACUCAAUAUCGGUUCGAAGAAGAGUGUGGGAUCAGGUGGAGCGUGUGGUUGAAGGGAACGCCAAUGUGAGGGCAAACCUUGAAGAAGUACAAGGUGGGGACGAACUUCGGGUCUGGCGAUGGGUAGGAUCUACAGGCGGACCAGACUUUCGGAAGAAGGUUCAAUUUGAGACACAAAAGGAUGAAGUGAAUGCUAAUGCCCUGUGAACCACGCUGGUUCUAGUCACGAUGGUUGAUCGACUUAUUGUUUUAACGAGCUUCUUAUGUCGUGCUUGGUUGUUUCUGUGCUUGAUAACUAUAUAGCGUCUUUAUGCCCUCAAUUUUGUUCACAAUACUUGGUAGCCAAACUGUCGUCUGACCAAUC
Molecule: messenger RNA, 2554 nt
Organism: Suillus clintonianus
Lineage: Eukaryota; Fungi; Basidiomycota; Agaricomycetes; Boletales; Suillaceae
Product: Man1-Src1p-C-terminal domain-containing protein
Exons: 8
Coding region: 19-2397 (792 amino acids)
Cellular component (GO): nuclear inner membrane
Molecular function (GO): chromatin binding
Source: RefSeq, a predicted model, not a curated record